Messenger RNA from Pyrenophora tritici-repentis Pt-1C-BFP, 1555 nucleotides. Its product is annotated as Tymo-45kd-70kd multi-domain protein. NCBI's taxonomy places the organism in Eukaryota, Fungi, Ascomycota, Dothideomycetes, Pleosporales, Pleosporaceae. The record is from RefSeq and is a predicted model, not a curated record.
AUGGAGACUUGGAUGAGCUGGGCCAUGUUCCUGGCAAUUGGGGCCGCAGCCUACUGGUACUAUGUACACCAAAACAACAACGCUGUUGCGCGAGGACGAUCGACGACGGGCAAGUCCACGACCAACUCGCUCAAGGAUGCGGUCAACUGGGACACCGAGACCAAGCCCAAAAGCCAAAAGCCAAAGACCAAGGCUCCUCGCAAGUCGGCCAAGGCAACCGUUCAGGACGUCGGUAACAAGGCCGCGGCUGCCGUGUCGCAAGCAGCCUCCAAGUCGGUUUCCAGCGCAGAUGAGUCUGACUCCAAGGUCGCUCCUCCCGCGGCCGCCAUCAACAAGGCCCCGAGCGGCAAGGACGUCUCUGACAUGCUGGGUGAGCGAUCUGCCUCCCCCGCUGUCAUGAGCAUCAAGCCUUCCGAGAAGCCAGCUCGUUCCGUCAAGAACCAGACACAAAAGGCCGAAGUUGCGCAGGAGACGAAGAAGCAGCGCCAGAACAGGAAGAAGGUCGAGGAGGCCAAGGCUGCACGUGAGGAAGAAGAGAAGGCGCGCAAGGCUCUCGAGGAGAAGCAGCGACGCGUUGCUCGUGAGGCUCGUGGAGAGCCGGCCAAGAAUGGUCUUGGUCAGAGCAAGGCCCCUGCCACCAACGCCUGGACUGAGGUCCCCUCUCGCGGCGCUGUCCAGGCCCCCAAGGCCGCUCCCCAGCUUCUCGACACCUUCGAGCCUGCACCUGCUCCUACCAAGGUCGCACCCACAAACGGCACGGCCGCGACUCCUGCCACCUACAACGGCCUACCCUCUGAGGAAGAGCAGGUCAGACUUGCCAUGGAGGACUCCGCCUGGACCACUGUCCCCAAGGGUGGAAAGACCAAGCGCAAGACUGUCAACGAGGAACUCGCGGAAGAGCGCGAGGACAUCAAUGUCACCAAGGCACCACAGGCGGCCAAGCCAGUUCGACCGACCGAGACUCUCCGGGAGAACAAGAAUCCCAGUUCUCGCUACCAGAUUCUCGCCGAGGAGUUCAAGCCAACCACUGGCGACGAUGUCGACGAUUGGGCCGUCAUGUGAAGCUCUCAAGCUCCACCAAGCCAGCAGCUGGGCUCAUGACCUUGGGUACAUGUGUGCUCAUCCAAGACCCGCAGCUGUGUUCCUUUUCCAAUUUCGGUCAUUUCGGGGGCAUUUGAUAUAGGAGGUCUCGCAGGCGUCGGUGUAGCAAAUCGUCAACUUUGGCCAGAGUGGUAUUUUAUUCGUGGGGGAAGGACACCGGGUAUGACUAUGUGGGAAUUACGUGUUGAGCGCGGGGUAUGGCUGAGGCAUUAGGUGCUUCCUUCGUCUGCUUUGCUUUCCUAGGUAAUGGAAAAGCAUUGGUGUAUGGGGUUGCGUCUGGACUUGGUGUGGCACUUCCUUUGCAUUCUGAUCAUGUACUUCACUAUUAUAUCAAACAACCAGCCACACUACCAUCGACGUUGGAUGAAAGGCUCUGUCGAGGCUUAGAGGGUAGAAAAAUACAUUUGACAUACACAUGGCAAUUGGGAUGAAAAUGAUGAAAAAUGACACAUAA